Acanthopagrus latus (yellowfin seabream) is the source of this 8384-nucleotide messenger RNA. RefSeq names its product NACHT, LRR and PYD domains-containing protein 3-like. Gene Ontology annotation, molecular function: protein binding. The coding region runs from base 288 to 4244 and encodes 1318 amino acids. The transcript is spliced from 18 exons. The record is from RefSeq and is a predicted model, not a curated record. Lineage: Eukaryota; Metazoa; Chordata; Actinopteri; Spariformes; Sparidae.
CUCUGGGAUCAGAUUUCCUUGACGAACACUUGAGUUUGAAGAUGAAGACAGAGAGUUUAGACCGAUUGUGACUGUUAAAAAGCUGCUGCUCCCUGUUUGUUCCUUCUCUGCUUGGUUUCCUGGUUGAAGCUGCUCAUUAGCGUCACCUUCACACGUCAACUUCACACUGAUUCUUCUCUCCAUCUGAAGGUUUAAUCCCAGAGCAGAAGCAAACACCAGACUCACCAGGACCUGAACGUGAACCUGGACCUGGACCCACCUGUGUGUCCAUCAGGAGGUACUGGUCAAUGGACAAAGCUGUUCACUACAAAGAUGGACGCUUCUCUGCUGAUCAGAGCUCAGAGCAGCAGAGACCAGACUCUGCUGGAACCAGCCAGCUUUCUGUCAAGCAUCUCCAGUCAAUGUUUGAACAUAAGAAGCUCACAUACGGACAAAUGCCUGCCCAUCCAAAUGAUCCCCAGAACAGGAUCCAUCAGCAGAGAACAGAUUCUCCUGAAUCUGGCCCUGUGUCCCUGAAGGGUGACCAUGAAUUUCCAGACAUACCUACUGAUCUCAAGCAUGGACAACCCUCAUCUUAUCCAAGGAUCCAUCAGCAGAGACCAGAUUCUCCUGAAUCCGGCUUUCUGUCUCUGAAGAGUGACUGCAGGUCUCUGGACAGACCCAUUAAUUUGAAGCACGGAGAACCCUCAUCUUAUCCAAGGUCGGAGCAUCAGAGAACAGACUCUGUUAGACCUCGACCUGGACUUAAACCUGAACCCAGCUCUGUGUCUGUCAAGAGUAACCAUUCCAGGGCCAGCCCUGUUCACUUCAAAGAUGGACAUCACUCUUCUGAUCAUAGCUCAGAGCAGCAGAGACCAGACUCUGCUGGAACCAGCCAGGUUUACGUCAAGAAUCUCCAGUCGUUGUUUGAACAUAAGAAGCUCACAUAUGGACAAAUGCCUGCCCAUCCUAAUGAUCCCCAGAACAGGAUCCAUCAGCAGAGAACAGAUUCUCCUGAAUCCGGCUUCCUGCACCUGAAGAGUGACUGCAGGUCUCUGGACAUACCUAUUGAUUUCAAGCAUGGACAACCCUCAUCUUAUCCAAGGAUCCAUCAGAGACCAGAUUCUCCUGAAUCCGACUUCCUGUCUCUGAAGAGUGACUGCAGGUCUCUGGACAUACCUAUUGAUUUCAAGCAUGGACAACCCUCAUCUUAUCCAAGAUUCUUUAAAACCACUGUGUGUGGGGAACAUGACAGCCAGACACAAGCUCAGAGCUCAGAGCAUCAGAGAACAGACUCUGCUAGACCUGGUCCUGGACCUAGACCUAGACCUGGACCUGGACCGGGUCCUGGACCUGAACCCAGCUCUGUGUCUGUCAAGAGUAACCAUUCCAGGGCCAGCCCUGUUAACUUCAAAGAUGGACAUCACUCUUCUGAUCAGAGCUCACAGCAUCAGCAGAGACCAGACGCUCAUGGACCUGAACCUGACCUUGACUCCAUAUUUAAGCUGCUCGAGGAAAACAUUGUCAGUUUCAUGAAGAACGAGCUGAAGAAAAUCCAAAAAAUUCUGAGUCGAGAUUAUGCAGAAUGCUUAGUGAGUCAGAGCGAGGAUGAGGAUGUGUUGGAUGGUGAAGAUAAAGAGCCAAAGAGGAGCAGCAGAAAGGCAUUACUGGAUAUCACACUGAACUUCCUGAGGAGGAUGGACCAGGAGGAGCUGGCUGACUGUCUGCAGAGCAGAACUAUUGCUCCAGUGUGUCGACGUAAACUAAAAUCUAAACUCAAGAAGAAGUUUCAGUGUCUGUUUGAUGGAACCGCUAGAGAAAGAAACCCAACCGUUCUGAAUCAAAUCUUCACAGAGCUGUACAUCACAGAGGGAGCAACUGCACAGGUCAAUAAUGAACAUGAGGUCCUACAGAUUGAAACAGCAUCCAGGAAACCAGACAGACAAGCAAUUAAAUGUGAAGACAUCUUUAAAGCCUCACCUGGAAGAGAUGAACCAAUCAGAACAGUGAUGACUAAGGGAGUGGCUGGCAUCGGGAAAACAGUCUUAACACAGAAGUUCACUCUGGACUGGGCUGAAGACAAAGACAACCAGGACAUACAGUUCACAUUUCCAUUCACUUUCAGAGAGCUGAAUGUGCUGAAAGAGAAAAAGUUCAGCUUGGUGGAACUUGUUCAUCACUUCUUCACUGAAACCAAAGAAGCAGGAAUCUGCAGGUUUGAAGAGUUCCAGGUUGUGUUCAUCUUUGACGGUCUGGAUGAGUGUCGACUUCCUCUGGACUUCCACAACACUGAGAUCCUGACUGAUGUUAGAGAGUCCACCUCAGUGGAUGUGCUGCUGAUAAACCUCAUCAGGGGGAAACUGCUUCCCUCUGCUCGCCUCUGGAUAACCACACGACCUGCAGCAGCCAAUCAGAUCCCUCCUGAGUGUGUUGACAUUGUGACAAAGGUCAGAGGGUUCACUAACCCACAGAAGGGGAAGUACUUCAAGAAUAGAUUCAGAGACAGAAAAGAGACAAGCAGAGUCAUCUCCCAUAUCAAGACAUCACGAAGCCUCUGCAUAGUGUGCCACAUCCCGGUCUUCUGCUGGAUCACUGCUACAGUUCUGGAGGACAUGUUUAAAACCAGAGAGGGAGGAGAUCUGCCCAAGACCCUGACUCAGAUGUACAUCCACUUCCUGGUGAUUCAGUUAAAACUGAAGAACAUCAGGUACGAUGGAGGAGCUGAGACAGAGCCAAUCUGGAAAAAAAAGAACAAGAAUAUGAUUAAGUCUCUGGGAAAACUGGCUUUUGAUCAGCUGCAGAAAGGAAACCUGAUCUUCUAUGAAUCAGACCUGACAGAGUGUGGCAUCGACAUCAUAGCAGCCUCAGUGUACUCAGGAGUGUUCACACAGAUCUUCAAAGAGGAGAGUGGACUGUACCAAGACAAGGUGUUCUGCUUCGUCCAUCUGAGUGUUCAGGAGUUUCUCGCUGCUCUUCAUGUCCAUCUGACUUUCAUCAACUCUGGAGUCAAUCUACUGAAAGAGGAACAAACAUCACCCAGGCAGCCUAAAGCCUUCAAAGACCAACCAAAGCUGAAACUUUUCUACCAGAGUGCUGUGGACAAGGCCUUACAGAGUCCAAAUGGACACUUGGACUUGUUCCUCCGCUUCCUACUGGGUCUUUCACUGCAGACCAGUCAAAAUCUCCUACGAGGUCUGCUGAUACAGAAAGGAAGUAUCUCACAAACCAUCCAGGAAACAGUUGACUACAUCAAGAAGAAGAUCAGUGAGAAUCAGUCUCCAGAGAGAAGCAUCAAUCUGUUCCACUGUCUGAAUGAACUGAACGAUUGUUCUCUAGUGGAGGAGAUCCAACAGUCCCUGAGUUCAGGAAGUCUCUCCACAGAUAAACUGUCUCCUGCUCAGUGGUCAGCUCUGGUCUUCAUCUUACUGUCAUCAGAGAAAGAUCUGGAGGUGUUUGACCUGAAGAAAUACUCUGCAUCAGAGGAAGCUCUUCUGAGGCUGCUGCCAGUGGUCAAAGCCUCCAACAAAGCUCAGCUUACCUAUUGUAACCUCUCAGAGAGAAGCUGUAGAGCUCUGUCUUCAGUUCUCACCUCCCGGUCCUCUAAUCUGAGAGAACUGGACCUGAGUCACAAUGACCUGCGGGAUUCAGGAGUGAAGCUUCUGUCUUCUGCACUUGAGAGUCCACACUGUAAACUCGAAACUCUCAGGCUGACUGACUGUUAUCUGUCAGAGAGAUGCUGUGAAGCGCUGUCCUCAGUUCUCAGCUCCCAGUCCUCUAGUCUGAGAGAGCUGGAGCUGACAAACAACAACCUGCAAGAUUCGGGAGUGAAACUGCUGACAUCUGGACUAAAGAGUCCACGUUGCAAACUGGAAACUCUCGGACUGUCAGGCUGUCUAGUCACAUGGGAAGGCUGUGCUUACAUGGCCUCAGCUCUGAGCUCCAACCCCUCCCAUCUGAAAGAGCUAGACCUGACCUACAACCACCCAGGAGACUCAGCAGUGAACAUCUUGUCUGCUGGACACCCACAGUGGAGACUGCAGAUUCUCAGCAACAUAGCACCAUCCAUGCAUCUCCUCCCAUUUAUCUGGAGUCUGGUCUCAUUGGCAACAGUUCUGGAGGAUGUGUUGAAAACCAGAGAGGGAGGAGAGCUGCCCAAGAUGCUGACUCAGAUGUCCCUCCACUUCCUUGUGGUUUUGUUGAAACUGAAGAAUAUCAGGUAUGAUGGAGGAGCUGAAACAGAUCCAGUCCGGAAUAUAAAGAACUAGAGGAUAAUUGAAUAUCUUGGAAAACUGACUUUUGAGCAGCUGCAGAAAGGAAACCUGAUCUGAUGUGAAUCAGACCUGACAGGGUGUGGCAUCGAUAUCAGAGCAGCCUCAGUGUACUCAGGAGUGUUCGCACAGAUCUUUAAAGAGGAGAGAGGACUGUACCAGGACACGGUGUUCUGCUUUGUCCAUCUGAGUGUUCAGGAGUUUCUGGCUGCUAUUCAUGUCCAUCUGACAUUCAUCAACUCUGGAGUCAAUCUGCUGGCAGAAGGAUUAAUAACACCCAAGAAGCCUGAAGUCUUCAAAGACCAACCAAGACUGAAACAUCUCUCUCAGAGUGCCAUGGAUGAGGCCUUACAGUGUCCAAAUGGACUCCUGGACUUGUUCCUCCACUUCCUCCUGGGUCUCUCAGUGCAGACUAAUCAGAAUCUCCUCUGAGGUCUGCUGACACAGACAAGAAGUAGUUCAUAAACCAACCAGAAACAACAGGUGGCAACAGGUUAAGUGUGUAUUUCAAAUGUCCAUCUACCCAGCAACUUUUUUCAGCUCCUCCUGGGGGAUCCUGAAUCAUUUCAAGGCCAGAUGAGACAUAAUCCCUCCAGCAAAUUCAGGAUUUGCAACGCCUGGACCAUCUCAGCUGGCUUCCUUCUCCACUAAUGAGCAACGGCUCUUCGCCAACCUCCCUCUGCAUGUCCAAACUCUUCUCCCUAUCUCAUAGGACAAGCCCGCCACCGUAAAGAGGGAACUCAUUUUAUCCUCUUUUAUCCACAAUGGUCACUAUGCAGAGCUCAUGGUCAUAGGUAAGGUUUUAUCGCAACUGCAGAGAUACAAUGUUGACAUUCCCAAACCAGACACUCCCUUCAUCACACCUGCAUCUUGAGAUCCUGAUUCAGAUCAUGAAUACCACAAGCAGGAUUAGAGACGUUUCUUCUGCUGCGUUCAGUAAACACGACUGGAUAUUUUUUUGACAUUGUGCCAAGUAUGUCACUGUUCCACAUCCAGGAUGGAAUCUGCAUUGUUCUUCCUGAAUCUGAGGUUUGACAAACAUUCAGAGCCUCUUCCAGUACCCUAAGAAAAUGUCACAGAGGCUGAGCAGUGUAACGCCCUGAUAAUUGGAGAAUACCCACUGGUUCCCCUUAUUGAAAAAAACCCUGGUCUACCAUUCCAAAGGUACUGUCACAAACUUUCAAGCAACACUGAAAACACGUCAACCAAGACAACCCAACAAUGUCAAAUGAGUGCUAGGUGGCAGAUGAAGGUCCUGGGCUGGAUCUGGCCAUCCUGACCAGGGCAUGUGAGCGGAGCGGAGUGCGUAGCGAGCGGGGAGCGGAGCGUGCGAAAUAUAGUCGGAGCGCAGAACGGGUUUUAAUCCAAAGGCCAGAGUGAUGGUUCUGUUUCGCUCCAGUUCCGUUCCGAUACCGCUGGCAGUACAAGGCCAUCCACUGGCUCAAACAUGGUCAUAGGGUCAAAACUGUAGCUUCUCAGCAUCUCACAAUACAGAUCUGUAUUAAAAAGAAAAAAGAUGUCAUUUUCAGAUGUUUAUAUAGAACUCUGGGUUCUGAUAUAGAUAAUUUCAAGGAAUGGAUAGAAAGCAUGGUAAUAAAAAUGGGUAAUAAAAAUAUCUUCAUUUGUGGGGAUUAUAAUAUCGAUAUACUAAACCCCAACAAUCAGAAAAGUAUUGAAGAUUUUUUAAACUCAAUGCAAAGUUUGAGUCUCUUCCCUACUAUCACUAGACCCAGCAGAACAACGUCUCAUACUGCAACUCUGAUUGAUAACAUAUUUACCAAUGUAAUAGAAAAUAAGACAAUAAGUGGGUUAUUAAUUAGUGAUAUCACUGACCACCUUCCAGUAUUCACAGUAUAUGACAAUAAUUAUAAUAGAAUUGAAAUAGAGGAACAUAAACAAUAUAGACGAAUCAGAACAGAGGAGACAAUAGCUACUCUAAAACACGAAUUAAUGGCAAAGGACUGGGAUGCAAUAUAUAAUGAAACAGAUGUAAAUAAUGCAUACAACAAAUUAUUGAUUACAUUCACUUCAUUAUAUGAUAAGCAUUGUCCCGUUAAGAGAUAUAAUAAAAAAAAACUAGCACAUAAAAGCAAUCCAUGGUUAACUAAAGGUUUAAGAAAUGCAUGUAAAAAGAAAAAUUUACUCUACAGGAAUUUCAUAACACAAAGAACAAAAGAGACAGAAGAUAAUAUAAAAGAUAUAAGAAUAAGUUAACUAAUAUUAUAAGAUUAAGCAAAAAAGAAUACUAUAAAAAGAAAUUAGAAGAUAACAGAAACAAUAUGAAAGGGAUAUGGAACAUGCUAAACAACAUUAUUAGAGAUGGUGCUAAACAAAACAAACUGCCUAAAUAUUUUGUUAUAAAUAAUAAUGAAAAUUAUAAAUUGGAUGAAGUGGCAAAUAGUUUUAAUCAGUUCUUUGUAGAUGUUGGUCCUGAGCUAGCGAAAAACAUCCCAAGUCCAGGGCCAGAUGGAGACUACAUGGAUAAAUUAAUAAUAAGGAAUCCCCACUCAAUGUUCCUGAAAGCGACAGAGGAAAAUGAAAUUAUCAACAUAGUAAAAAAAGUGUAAAAAUAAAACAUCUACAGAUUAUAAUGACAUUGAUAUGUCAUUAAUUAAACAGGUCAUUGAAGGGGUAUCAAAGCCAUUAGCACACAUCUGCAAUCUGUCUUUUCAAACUGGAACAUUUCCUAACCAGAUGAAAAUUGCUAAAGUCAUUCCGAUAUAUAAAACUGGGAGCAAACACAACUUUACAAACUACAGACCUGUCUCAAUACUGCCACAGCUCUCAAAAAUCUUGGAAAAGCUUUUUAACAAUAGAAUGGAUGCAUUUUUGGAAAAAUACAAAUUAUUUUCAGAGAGUCAGUAUGGGUUUAGGGUUAACAGAUCAACAUCACAGGCAAAAAAAAAGCGUUUGAUACAAUUAAUCAUAACAUACUAUUCAACAAACUGGAAAAAUAUGGGAUAAGCGGACUGGUGUUAGACUGGAUCAAGAGUUAUUUGAAAGGAAGGCAACAGUUUGUGAAGUUGGGUAAUCACUGCUCGGGAUAUUUGGACAUUGCUUGUGGGGUGCCCCAGGGGUCAGUGUUGGGCCCCAAAUUGUUUAUCCUGUAUACCAAUGAUAUGUGUAAAGUAUCUAGGUGGUUAACAUUGGUCAAUUUCGCGGAUGACACAAAUAUUUUUGGCUCAGGAGAAAACAUUAAACAAAUGGAAACAGUUAUAGACGAGGAAAUGAAAAAACUAAAGACAUGGUUUGACUGGAAUAAAUUAUCAUUAAAUGUAAGUAAGACUAAGUUCAUGUUGUUUGGCAAAAGCACAAGGAACACAAAAGUGCGAACAGAAUUAGAUGGGGUUGAAAUUGAAAGGGUGCAUGAACACAGAUUUCUUGGGGUUAUAACAGAUGACAGACUGAGUUGGAAACCACACAUCAAACAAGUUCAGUCCAAAGUUUCAAGAAGCAUUGCAGUCAUACACAAAGCAAAACAAUUACUGGAUCAUAAUUCUCUUCGCACACUGUACUGUUCACUGGUCUUGCCAUAUAUGCAUUACUGCUCUGAGGUCUGGGGAAACACUUACAAAACUUCAUUACGGUCACUUACUAUCCUGCAGAAAAGAGCAAUAAGGACUAUUCAUAAGGUCAGCUACUUGGAACAUACAAAUCCACUUUUUAUACAAUCAAAACUACUGAAAUUCACUGACAUUGUGUCUUACCAAACAGCAGUUAUCAUGUAUAAGGCAAAAAACAGACAAUUACCAGAAAAUAUCCAAAAUUUAUUUAGAAAUCGGGAGGGAGGUUAUCAAUUAAGAGGGGAACAUAACUUCAAAAGAAUAAACAGACGAACAACCUUGAAAAGUUUCUGCAUAUCUAUUGCUGGUGUCAAGCUAUGGAACAACAAGUGAGGAACUCAAGCAAAGUCCAAAUAUCAACCAGUUCAAGAAAAUGUAUAAACACAUGUUAUUUACCGGGUAUAAUGGAUAAUGGUCAUUAAUGAGUAUUGGUGAUUAUCAUUUAUUAAUUGAUGUGGCAUGGUGGUGAAAGGUAAAGAAUGUGGAUGUGUGUGUGUGUGUUUUUGUGUGUGUGUGUGUGUGUGUGUGUGUGUGUGUGUGUAUGUGUGUGUGGGUGUAUAUGUGCGUAUGUAGA